Messenger RNA from Ectocarpus siliculosus, 1560 nucleotides. The record is from the annotation of a GenBank genome assembly. NCBI's taxonomy places the organism in Eukaryota, Phaeophyceae, Ectocarpales, Ectocarpaceae.
AUGAUCCACGGCGCCUCCGAGGCCGCGGCAGAGCCAGCCGUAACAGCUGAGCAGUCCAACCAGGAAGCCAGGAAGAACCUUGCCAUGGGCGAGUUCAAGCGACCCGCGGCUUUGAAAGCUUCUGCCUACGUGGCGAUGCUCCUGUCACCGGGCGGCGCAAGUGCCUUCCACUUCCUCCCGCCGCCGCCGCCGCCGCCGACAGCGACAGCAGCAGCAGCAGCAGCAGCAGCAGGAGGAGGACUCGCGCCUCCUGCGUGUCGACGCGACGCCCCCCCGGUGCUAGCGUCAGCUGCGGGACGGUGUGAAAAUCGCUGUGGUUGGCGCAACAACGAUCGCCCUCCGCGGCGGCUUCGACGUCCAUGCUCCAUGCAGGCCGGCGACGGCGGUGUUUGCAGCGGCGGCAGUGGCUGUGGCCGCCCACGUGCAGCAGGUGGCGGCGGAGGCGUUGGGGCUCUCCGUUGCUCUUCACAAGAGGUGUUGUCUUCCACCGUGGACCAGCAGGCUUACACGGUGGUGACCACCUGGCGCUACGAAGGCUCGGCGGUCGACGUCCCGUGGCGAUCCCUCGGCGACAUGCUCUUCGAGAUGGGGGCCUGUUGGUGCUCGGUAUACGUCGGAGAAGAAGAAGAAGAAGAAGAAGAAGGGUUAGAGAGACAAGGCCACCGAGAGCAAUGGCCGGGGGAGACGGAGGCGGUGCAAUGGGGCCGAGGAGCGAUGCUGACGUUCGCCCUGGAGGAAGGAGGAGGAGGGGAUGUUGGUGCCGUGCUGGAGGCGGCGUGCGCUCUUGCCGGCGGUCCUGACGACUGCUUCGGCUCCUUGGAUUGGGAGGAAGGGCCGGCGGAGUGCUUCGACCAGUGGGAGGCCACUCGGUCGUCGGAAGGAUUCGACACCGUCACUAUGCGGAGGCUCCAGAUAUCGGCCGUGCAGCGGCGGGAAGAGCAGGUCCCGAGCUCGAGGGGGCUCCGCAGCGUCAAGCUGCUGGAGGGGCAGGGGUGGGGCGACGGGGAACACCCGAGCACGUGGAUGUGCCUCGACUUCCUCGAGAGCGCGGUCGAAGGCGGGGAAGAGGUGGUGGACUACGGGACAGGUUCAGGGGUGCUGGCGGCGGCGGCGGUGGUGCUGGGGGCGAAGCACGUCACCGCGAUCGAUAUCGACGUCGAGAUCCUCGCGCACGCGAGGCAGAACUUUCUUCUGAACGGGAUCUCGGAGAAGGUGUUGGUGUUGCACGGCCGCGAAGUCUCGAUAGGCGAUCUGUCGGCGGAGAUCGUGGUGGCCAACAUGAUAGCCGGGCCAAUGCGGCGCCAGAUGGCGGCCCUGGUGCUGGCCGUCAAAGAGGGAGGCCUCUUGUGCCUCUCGGGGCUGCGCCCUUCGGACGCGCCCCUCAUCCGGAGUGAGUUCGGCAAGUAUAUGGACUGGGACGUUGGCCUCGAGGCAAGCCGGGAAAGCCCAACGUGGGGCGAGUACGUUCGGCUUGUGGGACGGUCCAAGCCUGGGCUAGCGUUGGGCGGGGGCCUGCGCGCCGAGCUCGAGAGAGCACUUUCUGAGGCUGCCGUGGCCUGA